UUCGUCAUCCUGUCAGCCACGCAUUGCUUAAAUGGAAUUAGUUUGGAUUGGAGCCCCUUGCAUAAGAAUCAGACAUGGUACAUGGGCAUCGGCUCAGAUUGUUUCACGUUGUAUCAAAUCUCAUCUUACUAGGAUUGUGUGUGUCAACAAAAAAGACAUCAGACAAAUCAACUUCUUCAAAUUCAGUGCAAUGUGGCUCUUGGAUCAAGAAUCCAAAUGGUGGCUUCUUCACAUCUCCCAAUUAUCCAAACAAGUACCCUCCUGACAGAGAGUGUAUUUAUAUCAUUGAAGCUGCUCCAAGACAAAGCAUUGAACUUUACUUUGAUGAAAAAUACUCCAUUGAACCUUCUUGGGAAUGUAAAUUUGAUCAUAUCGAGGUGCGGGAUGGACCUUUUGGGUUUUCUACUGAGAUUGGACGUUACUGUGGUCAAAAUAUUCCACCUUUUAUAACAUCAUCGGGCAGAUAUUUAUGGAUUAAAUUUGUUGCUGAUGGUGAGCUCGAAUCUAUUGGAUUUCUGGCAAGAUACAACUUUAUACCAGAUCCUGAAUUUGCACACCUUGGUGCCCUGAAACCAUUGCCAGUGUGUGAGUUUGAAAUGGGAGGACCUGAGGGGAUCAUUGAAUCAAAGCAAGUCGUGCAGGAAGGCAAAGCCAAUCCCACGGAGGCAGUUGAUUGUAAAUGGUACAUUCGAGCACCACCAAAAUCCAAGAUUUACUUGAGAUUUCUUGACUACGAGAUGCAGAAUUCAAAUGAGUGUAAGCGCAAUUUUGUGGCCAUCUAUGAUGGAAGCAAUGCAGUGGAGGAUCUUAAAGCCAAAUUCUGCAGCACCGUGGCCAACGAUUUGAUGCUUCGCACAGGAAUAGGCGUCAUUCGCAUGUGGGCUGAUGAGGGGAGUCGGAGCAGUCACUUCCAGAUGCUUUUCACAUCCUUUCAAGAACCUCCCUGUGAAGGUAGCGCUUUCUUUUGUCACAGCAACAUGUGCAUCAAUAACACAUUGGUCUGCAAUGGCGUGCAAAACUGCGUGUACCCCUGGGAUGAAAAUCACUGCAAAGAGAAAAGAAAGACGAGCCUGCUGGACCAGCUUACCAACACUAGUGGGACUAUAAUUGGGAUCACAUCUUUCAUUGUGAUUAUUCUCAUUGUUAUCUCCGUUAUAGUUCAGAUCAAACAACCACGCAAAAAAUUCAUCCAAAGAAAACCAGACUUUGACCAAACAGUUUUUCAGGAGGUUUUUGAACCUACGCAGUAUGAACUCUGUUCACUGAAAGGAAAAGGGGCUGCAGCUGAUCUAGGGGAUAUUGUGGAUGACUUUGAGAAUUAUCAUAAACUAAGGCGCUCAUCUUCGAAAUGCAUUCAUGACCAUCACUGUGGUUCCCAGAUAUCCAGCGUUAAAGGUAGCCGUAGUAACCUCAGCACCCGUGAUGCCACCAUCCUCUCAGAAAUACAGCCACAACCGGUGAAGCCCAGUGUCCAGUCCUUGAGCAGACGGAGUAUCCUUGUUAUGAAGCACAGCUACUCACAGGAUGCAGCAGAUGCGUGUGAUAUUGAUGAAAUCGAAGAAGUCCCGACGACGAGUCACAGGCUGUCCAGAAAUGAUAAAUCUGUCCAGCGACUGCUUGAGAAUAAUGUGCUGCUGGAUGAUUUUGAACAUGCAUCAAAGAAUUUUGAAAUUGUGGACCUUGGACACACGCCAGCAUGAGUCUCUUGGACAUCAAUUUAUCGCCUGUUCCCUGAACCAAAUGUAGAUGUGCAAUAAUGAUGUAAAGACCAGUCUUGGUGUAGCCUUUUGUGUAAGCUGCAGUCGGAUCCAGAAUGGUACAGAUAUCUAUAUCUGUAUUUAAGACUAAUGCAGGCUGAAGAUCAAGUGCAGUGAUGGAAAACAAGGAUCCAGAACAAUGUAAUUCAGCACUGGGGAGCAGCUCCUCAAAUGCAAAAUAAAUAAAACCAUGUUAUGUUCAGAUUGGAGCACUGUAGAAUCCAGACAUUUAAUAUUUUAUGUUUUGUUGCAAUUAUUAUGAUUUAAUUAUGAGUUAUAUCUAGUAAGCUUAUUUUAAAUGUUUGCUUACAAAGUGCUACCUAAACUUGGGAGCUUUAUUUCCUGUUACCUGUAGUUGCAAGAAUUCCCAAAUAUGUUACGCUAGGGAAUGAUAAAGUCAUAAAUAUAACUCUUAUUUUAUCUAUGCUAUGUUACUGAGCUAUUAUUUAAUGUGUUCAAUACACAAUAUGCAAUAAUUGUUUUUUUUUUGGAGCUUUGGAGCCUAAAAAGCCUCCUGACUCAUUAGCAUCAAUUCCUUACUAGUGCCCAUUAUUGUAACAUGACACCCUAGAUUAUUUUACUUUAACCGCAUUUUGUUAGACCUGAGAUUCUAAGACAUUUCUUUACAGGAGACCCCAGUUAAUUAUUAGGGGAUCUUAAUAUAUUUUCAGGGAUGAUCGAAAAUAAUGGAGUAAUAGAUAACUUAAAAAUAAUGUAUUUUUCUAACUGCAUCCCUAUCUGCGCUUUAGCCUUCCAUUUUCAUAAUGUUGCUUUUUUGAAUGGAUUACACCAGAAUUGAUGAGAGAAAUUGAAAUCUACUUCACAGGAAUAUUCACAAAUAAUACUUCAUAUGUCAGUAAUGUAACUUUGGCCAAAAUCAACAAACUAAUGAGUGAAAACCAAAAUAAAAGCAGUUGAUUUCUGACAAAAGUUAUUGCAAAUUGUUUAUUGUAUAGGAUAUAUAACUGUCAGACAUGUAUCAAAAAUGUUUUCAUCUAUAGGUACAAAUUGCAUUGUGCUGUAUACUGAGCAUUUCAUUGUAAUGACAGCCAUUUAUUUUGACAGAUGCAUCAAGUUGUAUUUUUAUUAAUCAGGGCAAAUAACAAAACAAUGUUUCUACAGUAUGAAAUGGUGGUAUGACAGACCCUGGAAACUGCUCUUUUUUGCAUGCAUUUAUAUUAAUAUCUACUUUUGCCUAAAACCUUUACACAAAGUAUUGUGUACUUGGAUGAAUACAGGCAUAUGACUGAUGAGCUUUUCAAUCAUUAAGAUCAAUAUCCAUUUUAUUGUGCAUCUUAUUUCUUUAUGGUGGGGAGAAGGGCUUGAGGUAGAGUGGAACUCUUUGAUGGUAUUAUAUCUUGAUCAGUUAACACAUAAACUAACAACGUAGAGAAAUCGACAGGGGAUUUGUCCAAGAAACAUGCUGCGAUAAACCCUAGUUUUGUGUUCCAUGUCCUACAUUUUAAACUAUUGUGUUACAGGACACAGCUACAGAUAUUGAACUAGGAAAUGGACCUUCAUGUGUUGUUCUAAUGGGAUCUAAGAAUGUUGUUGAGAAAUCAUUAGUAGAUGGGAAAAAGGAUAUCAAACAAUUUUAGAUUAGUAAAGGGGCAAUAAAGUCUUAAGACUUUUUAUUGGCUCAGCAGUCUUGUCUC
Messenger RNA from Carcharodon carcharias (great white shark), 3412 nucleotides. It is a transcript of the gene neto1l, whose product is annotated as neuropilin (NRP) and tolloid (TLL)-like 1, like. The coding region runs from base 75 to 1700 and encodes 541 amino acids. The transcript has 10 exons. Lineage: Eukaryota; Metazoa; Chordata; Chondrichthyes; Lamniformes; Lamnidae. The record is from RefSeq and is a predicted model, not a curated record. Gene Ontology annotation, molecular function: protein binding.